AUGGAAGACUUUCUCGCUGGCCCCAAACCAGAAGCCGGCCUCAUCUCCAGCUGCUUCACACAAAUCUUAGAUCCAUCUGCUUCACCGGAUCUCAUUGCUCAUUUCCUCACAAAGCUACAUGAGACAAAGCUUGAUAGGCAUCCAGAUGUCAUUGCCGCUGCUGUUCUUGUGUUGCGUGAUGCUGCAUUGAAGUGGCAUAUUGACAGCACGCAUACACGCAAAGAUGCACAUCCAGUCUGUGUGGAUAUUGUCGGCACUGGCGGGGAUGGUCAUAACACGUAUAAUGUCUCCACGACUGCUGCUGUUGUUGCUGCAGGUGUCCCUGGAAUUCGUGUCAUCAAGCACGGCAACAAGGCUUCUACCUCCACUUCAGGAUCAGCUGAUGUCCUCAAGUCGUAUGGUUGUGAAUUACUCCUCCAGCCUCAGCAUAUCCCAUCCCUCACAAGUCCUUUUACGUUUCUACUAGCUUCUAUUUGGCACCCAGCGCUUGCGCGCGUAGCACCGGUCAGGAAAACCCUCACGCACCCAACCAUCUUCAACAUCCUCGGCCCACUCCUCAAUCCAGCACCGAUCGACGCACGCAUCAUUGGAGUUCACUCACCGGAACUUGGCCGUGUCUUUGCAGAGAGUUUCGCAAAACUCAAUCCACAUGGUCGUUGCAUGAUUGUGUGCGGUCGGGAACGACUCGAUGAACUCUCACCGGCCGGAGAGACGGAUUGUUGGAUCUAUACGCCAGAGUCGGGGAUCGUUCAGGACAUUCAGACACCUGAGCAAUUUGGCUUGAGUCGGCAUCCGCUGAGUAGCGUGGCGGGUGGUUCACCUGCGGACAAUGCAACGACGCUGGCUGAGAUUUUGGAUGGCAAGCGAGAGGCAGGGGAUGCAAUCUUGGACUAUGUCUUGUUGAAUUGUGCGGCACUCUUGGUGAUUGCUGGCGUCACGAAAGAUAAACGAGCUGCUGUUGGGUUGGCCAGGGAGAGUAUUGCUUCAGGUAGGGCAAAGCAGGCGCUGGAUACGUUUCGCGAUGAAAGCACAGCUGCUGCGUCGCUAUGA
Messenger RNA from Protomyces lactucae-debilis, 1050 nucleotides. RefSeq names its product glycosyl transferase family, a/b domain-containing protein. The transcript has 2 exons. The record is from RefSeq and is a predicted model, not a curated record. The coding region runs from base 1 to 1050 and encodes 349 amino acids. Lineage: Eukaryota; Fungi; Ascomycota; Taphrinomycetes; Taphrinales; Protomycetaceae. Gene Ontology annotation, cellular component: cytosol. Gene Ontology annotation, biological process: L-tryptophan biosynthetic process. Gene Ontology annotation, molecular function: anthranilate phosphoribosyltransferase activity.